AUGGCAGCAACGCCCGACUCCUUAGGCCUAUCCUCGGAAGAGGAUCCACUGGACUCCCCAGACGCCAUCCCAGAGGCUGACGACCCAUUCUCGGCCAUACAAUUAGGUGACCUGGGGGCUCCUGCAACAAAACGAGACAUCCUGGGCCUUCUUAAACACCUGCGCACAUGGUUCCGCACGGAUAUAGCGAUGCUCCGGGAGGAGGUUACCGCCAUAACGGACAGGGUGAAGGCCACAGAGGAGGACAUCUCCUGCACAGCACAAUGCCAGUCAGGCGCCACGGAACGCAUUUAG
Pelobates cultripes (western spadefoot toad) is the source of this 294-nucleotide messenger RNA. The record is from the annotation of a GenBank genome assembly. Lineage: Eukaryota; Metazoa; Chordata; Amphibia; Anura; Pelobatidae.